AUGCAUUUAUUUUCUUCUAUUAAUGAUGUUCUUGAGUAUGUUGGGGAGAAUGGCUAUGAGGAUGCACAUAGGGCUGAAGCUUUGGAUGUGCAAGAAAUUCUAAAUCAUUUUGAGUUUAUCUUUGUGUUGCAUCUUAUGAGGAAACUCUUGGGAAUUACACAUGAUCUCUCUCAAGUUCUACAAAAGAAGGAUCAAGACAUUGUUAAUGCUAUGAAUCUUGUCAAAGUAGCAAAAACACGUUUACAAGUAAUGAGGGAAAAAGGUUGGGAGGUUUUGCUUACUGAAGUUACAAAGUUUUAUAGAACAAAUGAGAUUGAUGUGCUUGAUAUGGAAGAUGAGUGUGUAGUUAGAGGAAGAGGAAGGCGUAAAAUUGAGAAAAUAAAAAAUCUCCACCAUUAUCGAGUUGAGUUGUUUUGUUCAGUCAUUGAUAUGCAAGCUCAAGAGUUGAAUCACCGUUUUAAUGAAGUCAACACAGAUUUACUUCUGUGUAUGACAUGUUUUGAUCCUAGAGACUCAUUUUCUGCAUUUGAUUCAGAGAAGCUGCUUCGCCUUGCCAAGUAUUAUCCAUCUGAAUUUUCUGAAGUUAAUUUGUAUGAGCUUGAAAGUCAGCUUGAUAACUUUAUUUUUGAUGUGCGCACAGAUGAAAGGUUUUCAAAAGUAUCGGGAAUUGCAGGUCUUGCUUAG
Salvia splendens (bonfire salvia) is the source of this 684-nucleotide messenger RNA. RefSeq lists its product as uncharacterized. The record is from RefSeq and is a predicted model, not a curated record. The transcript has a single exon. Lineage: Eukaryota; Viridiplantae; Streptophyta; Magnoliopsida; Lamiales; Lamiaceae. Bases 1 to 684 code for a protein of 227 amino acids.